AUGGACAUACCUGUUACUUUUUCAAUUCAUUAUGUUACUUCAUAUGGUGAAGAGUUAUAUAUUGUUUUUGAUGAUGGAGUUGAACGGAAAAUGUCAUGGAGUAAUGGUCAUAUUUGGACAAUUCGGUGUUGUGUUUUACCACGGUUAACUCGUUGGUGGUAUGAAGUAAAACAAAGUUGUGUAGUUACAAGAAUAGAAAAGGACUUACAUUCAAGACAAUAUAUCUUUGAAAAAGAUAGAUUUUAUAAUAUAACUGAUUCUUGGGAUUGUGGUGCUUAUUCAAUGAAAAUAAGUAAAUUUCCUAAAUUACAAAAAUCAAACACUAUUAUUUUUACUCAUCCUAGAGCAGUAACCCUUCCUUAUUAUAAUAGGAGUCCUUUGGUUAGGUGUCGUAUCCAAGAAAACAAUGAAUUAGAUAAUAAUGUUCCGAAUUAUAAAGGAGUUAGAUUUGAUUCUUUUGAUGAUAUGAUGAUAGAAGAAACACAAAUUUCUUCAAAAGAAGGACAUGAGUCAGUUCAUCAACAAUGA
Molecule: messenger RNA, 528 nt
Organism: Entamoeba histolytica HM-1:IMSS
Lineage: Eukaryota; Evosea; Mastigamoebida; Endamoebidae
Exons: 2
Coding region: 1-528 (175 amino acids)
Molecular function (GO): carbohydrate binding
Source: RefSeq, a predicted model, not a curated record